UCGGAUCUCGCGCACCUCCGUCCUCUACUAAGUUCCGAAGAGCUCGACGUAAGAUGCGCUGAGAGGACGCCCAAGAUGGUGGAGACUAGGCAACCUGGACCGAGGCCGCUCCUGGUGAUGCUCGUGCUGCUCGCCGUUGGGAUCGCCGACGCCCAAAAGAGUUUGGAAUUUUAUGACUUGCUACCCGAAGAUCCGAAGCUGUACGAUAAAAUGAGGCCCCCGAAAAAAGACGGACAAGCGACUGUUGUUUACUUUCACGUAACAGUCAUGGGUCUCGAUUCUAUUGAUGAAAACUCAAUGACUUAUGCUGCGGAUAUUUUCUUUGCGCAAACGUGGAAAGAUAAUAGGCUACGACUUCCGGAGAACAUGACAUCCGAAUAUAGAUUAUUAGAGGUGGACUGGCUGAAAAAUAUGUGGAGACCAGACUCAUUUUUCAAAAAUGCCAAAUCUGUAACUUUUCAAACGAUGACGAUACCAAAUCAUUAUUUAUGGCUCUACAAGGAUAAAACCAUCUUAUACAUGGUUAAAUUAACGUUAAAAUUGUCAUGUGCAAUGAAUUUUCUUAUAUAUCCUCAUGAUACACAAGAAUGUAAAUUACAGAUGGAAAGUCUGUCGCACACAACGGAUGAAAUGAUCUUCCAGUGGGACCCGGACGUCCCGCUCGUCGUCGACGAGAACAUCGAGCUGCCCCAGUUACAACUCGUCAAGAACUACACGGCCGACUGCACGCAGGUCUAUUCCACCGGUAACUUUACCUGCCUCGAAGUAAUAUUCGUCCUCAAACGACGCUUAGGUUACUAUCUGUUUCAUACAUACGUACCAACUUGCCUGAUCGUAAUAAUGUCGUGGGUGUCCUUUUGGAUAAAGCCGGAAGCGGCGCCGGCGCGCGUAACUCUGGGCGUGACGUCACUCCUCACACUGUCGACCCAGCAUGCAAAGAGUCAAGCGUCGCUGCCGCCGGUCUCCUAUCUUAAGGCCGUUGACGCCUUCAUGUCCGUCUGCACGGUGUUCGUGUUCAUGGCGCUAAUGGAAUAUUGCCUGGUGAACAUCGUCCUCGUGAUCGGCGAGUCGCGUGAGGUAAUGCCGCCGAAAAACCCGCCACCCCCGCCGCCACCGGCACCGGCGCCUUGUACUACUGGCCCGGAUUCUGCCAAGCUUGACAGGAUUUACGAUAUAGCGAAUAAGGAGAACACGAUGCUGCUGUCGUGCCGCUCGCAGAAGUCGUCGAACGCGGCACCACCGCCCCCACCGCCACCACCACCACCACCACCCUCGGGCCCGAGCAAGACCCAACGCGCGAAGGUCCGCGCCCUCAACAUCGACCGGGUUUCGCGCUUUCUUUUCCCGAUGCUCUUUGCCUGCCUCAAUGUCACCUACUGGAUUCUCUUCUGGAAGUACAUCUAAAUCCAUUCUCGAAGAAUGCUGCGGUGCUUACUGAUUACAUCUAUGUAGAUUUGAACGUAACGAUGCUUGUCAUACGCGCGCGCUCAAUUGAAUUUGUUUUGAGAGGGCUUUUUUCAGAAUCAAUUCAAAAUGGAUUCAAAUUUUCCUAAACUAUAAUAGAGAUCGUAGAUACUGCCCCUCCACUGCGCUCU
Ceratosolen solmsi marchali is the source of this 1595-nucleotide messenger RNA. It is a transcript of the gene ort, whose product is annotated as glycine receptor ora transientless. The transcript has 9 exons. Gene Ontology annotation, molecular function: extracellular ligand-gated monoatomic ion channel activity; transmembrane signaling receptor activity. The record is from RefSeq and is a predicted model, not a curated record. The coding region runs from base 76 to 1404 and encodes 442 amino acids. Gene Ontology annotation, biological process: monoatomic ion transmembrane transport. Gene Ontology annotation, cellular component: membrane. NCBI's taxonomy places the organism in Eukaryota, Metazoa, Arthropoda, Insecta, Hymenoptera, Agaonidae.